Molecule: messenger RNA, 332 nt
Organism: Ectocarpus sp. CCAP 1310/34
Lineage: Eukaryota; Phaeophyceae; Ectocarpales; Ectocarpaceae
Source: the annotation of a GenBank genome assembly
AUGGGUGAAAGAGAAAAACGGGAAAUAGACACAAGUGGCGGAAGCAGCCGGAUCCGUAUCGACCUCGAGCGGUUGAGGAAGGACAAACACCUACGGGNCGUUCUUCGAGGGCUAUGUACGGAAGCUCGAGAAGAAGAGCCGCGAGGGGGAUCAGGCGGGUUUCUACAGAACAUCAAGGACGAGGACGGCAAGGUCCUUCGGGACCCCACGCUUAUUCGCCAACGGUGGCCACGGUGGUUCCACAAGCUUCUCAACACUAAGUCACCGACCAUCGACCUGCAUGCGGCUGACAAGGUCAAGCGGUGGCCCACGUGCGUGCCACUCGACGACAU